AUGGUUCAAAUCACCUCCUCCAUCCUCCUCGUCGCCCUCCUCGCUGCGCCCUCCUUCGCUGCGCCCAUCUCCGGUGACUACGAGGACCUGUCAGCACGCGAGCCUCAGCGCCUCCGCGCUGCUCUCAGCCGAGUUGGCAAGCUCUUCACCUCAAACCGUGUGGCUGCUGCUGCCGGCGUCGCCAGUGCUGCUGGUGUCAUCGCAGAGGAGCUCGCCACCCGUGAACCCAUCUUCGGCAAGAUCUUCCGAGGGGUGAAGAAGGUCGCCGGCACUGCACUCAACGUCGCCGGUUCGUUGACCCAGCGCGAGCUCGACCAACUCAACGAACUCGCCGAACGUGAGCCCAUAUUCGGAAAGAUCCUGUUCAAGGCCGCACGGAAGGUCGCAGGGGUUGCUGCCGGCGCCCUCAGCGGACGCGAGCUCGACGAGGCUGAGCUGUUCGCACGCGAUCUGAGCUUCCUCGAGGACCUGAUUGCCCGCGAUUUUGAGUUCGAUGAGCUUGAUUAA
Cyclocybe aegerita is the source of this 507-nucleotide messenger RNA. The record is from the annotation of a GenBank genome assembly. NCBI's taxonomy places the organism in Eukaryota, Fungi, Basidiomycota, Agaricomycetes, Agaricales, Hemipholiotaceae.